Armigeres subalbatus is the source of this 2427-nucleotide messenger RNA. Its product is annotated as ras-related and estrogen-regulated growth inhibitor-like protein. Bases 674 to 1375 code for a protein of 233 amino acids. The record is from RefSeq and is a predicted model, not a curated record. The transcript is spliced from 5 exons. NCBI's taxonomy places the organism in Eukaryota, Metazoa, Arthropoda, Insecta, Diptera, Culicidae. Gene Ontology annotation, molecular function: GTPase activity; GTP binding.
AGAAAUAUAUAUGACUCGGCACGGGCUGAUCUGGUUUCAGUCUGUUCAAGUAGCUUUCCCGGCCCGGUGUUAUUCAAAUCGCGUGUAGUGGCGGAGUAAUUUUCUCUAGUAGCAGCAGCAGCAGCAGUAGUGAUUGGAUUGCUGUUUGCGUUCCUAGGGGCCCUGCUCGUGUGUGUGAUGAGGAUAUCUGUUGGUGGCGCAACAAGUUGUUUAUAAAUUCUUUUGAUAGAUACCCAGCGGAAUAAAUCGCUUGUGCCGCGUGCUGGUGGUGUUUUAGUUGUGGCCUUUCGGUGCAGCAACACUGUAUUCGGUUUCAGUUACUCGGGCAUCACAAUGGACCACUGUAGCCGUGCAAUGGAGUGAAAUUUUGAAAACAUAUAAAUUCAUUAUAAAAGUUGAUUCCUGAAGAGAAAUGAUUAAUGAAAUCAAAACGGUCACAAAUAUAGUGGUAUUAACAAAGUGUGUAAAACCUGUGAAAUAUUAACUGAGCUCAGAAGAGAACAUUUCUCAUUCAACUUGAAUAAGUUGUGUAAUUGCAAAUCUGUGGCUUAAGUGUCAAAAAAAAAAGAAUUCCUAUUCCAUUCUAAUCAUUGGAUUUUAGCAGUUCUCGGUGCAGGACACAUUAGAAGCCAAGAUAUCGUUCCGCAGCAAGUCCAGCCCCAAAGAGUCCGCCAUGAAGACGGAUGAAAAAACUAACGUACCGAGGGUGCGGAUAGCAGUUCUCGGGAACAUGAACGUCGGAAAAUCAGCCCUCACCGUGCGGUAUCUGACGCGGAGGUUCAUCGGCGAGUACCGCUCCAACACAGAUCUGCUGUACAAACAGACGGUGACCCUGGACAGCGGAGUGCUGGACGUGGAAAUUGUGGACAUCUCGGCGGAGAACGAGAGUAAUUUCCCGGUGGAGCAAAUUCAGUGGGCCGAUGCAUGCCUUAUCGUGUACAGCAUCACGGACCGGGCCAGCUACGAGUACGCCCAGCAGUCGCUCGGUGAGCUGCGCCAGCUGCAAAAUUCACCCUCGGCCUAUCUGAUCGGGAACAAGGCCGACCUGGACCACUUGAGAGAGGUUCAGGAAACGGAAGGAGCCACCUUAGCCGCCUCGCACGCCAUCGGGUUCUGCGAGGUUUCCGUCGCUGACAACUCACCUGCUCUAUACAAAGCCUUCGAACGGCUACUUAUUGAAUCCCGUGCGCGCCCAGUCAAGCCACGAAAAUUCUCUGUCAGUAAAAUGUUCGGUACCCUCAUUGGUAACAAUGGCGCCCGACAGCCUUCAACCGCUGUAACGCAGGGUACUGUCGUGCCGUGCCACAAGGGUGAGCUGCACAAGUCCCGUGUAAUGAAACGGCGACAGGCAUUCACCGCGACGGCAUCACUAUGACCAACAUCGGCGGCGACCGAGGACAGCAACUAAACAGUUUCGCGGUGUGUUUCUUCUUCUAGUCACGAAUCGCUCUCCCCGCGGAUGCAGAGCAGCAGCAGUGCUGUGAAGAAUCAAAAUGUAGGUUGAUUCGAGCGGUUUUUGCCAAGAGUGAAGGAUCGGUGCAGUGAACGCGGCCUACAGAUAUCUACGUACUACUCUCAUUGACUGAACGAACGGAGGGAAGAUGUGGCCGGUUGAUCGGAAUUUAACUGAGCACAAGCGACGAAUGAAGCGACGACGGGACGGGCUGUGCCCUGUGCCAGCCAAGCCGGGUCACCGUCGUCGGUGGAAUGAACAAAAUGUGAUUUUAAUUUUAGCAUGCUCUAACGAAACGCUGAAGUACUCUGCGGCGAUCGUUAUGCAGGAAACUGCUACUCAUCAUCACCCCUCACGUACUAUAUACAUUUAGACACUUAAUACUAAUCCAAUGUAAAAUUUUAGUCGCUAUAUAACAGUAGUCCUAAGCGUGCCGCAUAUUUUGUACGAAACACUUCUUUAUCGUUUUAGAUAAAGCGGUGUUUUCUUAGUCCUGAUAAACAAAAAUUACCAACAACAAAAGCUACAUUACUAGCGCAACUCUCAUAUAAUGAUUCUCAAACAAAUAUACCAAAUAUGACCAAUGACACUGAGCUACGACACACCCUCUCAAAGUGUAAUAGUGCAUUGAUAAUUAAUGUAACUAAUUACUGUUUCCUUCAGUUAUGUAGGCUGUAAAAAACAUUCACUUUUCUCAGUUGGUCCCGAUGACUUUGGCCUCCAUGUGUUGGAGGUCGAUGUUUGCCUCCUGAUUAUGAUUGUUAUUUUGCUUGGUGAACGCAUUUUCACCUAUUCCCCUUGCGCUCUAUCCUCUCCAUUCGACGAUGAAAAGGAAUGACAGCGGUAUUAUCAAAGAUGUAUAGCUACAUCACAUGUAUUCAAUGAGACGUUGCUUGAUUGGGUGAGAAAAUCGAAAACAUGUCUACAAGUCAACUAAUACGCAAUCAUUCGAUUGCGAGUUCGUUAGCAUUGUG